Colletotrichum godetiae is the source of this 657-nucleotide messenger RNA. RefSeq lists its product as uncharacterized. Lineage: Eukaryota; Fungi; Ascomycota; Sordariomycetes; Glomerellales; Glomerellaceae. The record is from RefSeq and is a predicted model, not a curated record. Bases 1 to 657 code for a protein of 218 amino acids. The transcript has 2 exons.
AUGAGAGAUAUCGUGCUGAUCGAAGAUCGGGAGUCUGUGUCGAACCCCGAGUGUCACGCUAUGGGGUUGAUCCCCUACUGUCAAGAAAAUCCCGGUUUGAGGAUAGAACGACGCGUCAGCUUGUGGCAAAAUGCCUUCUUCUACAAUUCAGGGUUAGGGGCAUGGGCAAUCGGUGAGCGGACAAAAGACUAUCGAGAUCUGGAGGCUAACGAGAUGUCGUUCGCCGUCGCGCGCUGGGUCAUUGAGACCCUGCCACUUAUCUCCGCCGGCAUGCCCGCCAAGUCAUUCACAUUAGUCUUGGACGGAGAGGGUGAUCCGCAGUGUACAGAAGUGUUUCAGAAUAUCGUUCUGCGCGACGCUGCAUGGCAGCAGGCGAUGGACGAAUGUUUCCAAAGCGGUGACCUUCCGCUAGAGCCGUAUGGAACGAGGAGAAACACCCAGAGAAAUUGGGCGGCCGCUAUCUUCCCAGCCUUCAAUGACUCUUAUAUGUUUGACAAGUUUCCGCAGGUGAUGCGAGAAAUCGUCGAAGGGACGUCCAUCGUUCGUUGCACCUUUGACCCCGGCGAGGUUAUCGAUGUGCAACGCUUCAAGUCGAUCGCGAAGCAGGGCUCAUGGAGCCUGGAACACUGGAAAGUCAAUUGGCCCUUCCGCCCCUAA